Messenger RNA from Strongylocentrotus purpuratus (purple sea urchin), 1595 nucleotides. RefSeq lists its product as uncharacterized. The transcript is spliced from 6 exons. Lineage: Eukaryota; Metazoa; Echinodermata; Echinoidea; Camarodonta; Strongylocentrotidae. Gene Ontology annotation, molecular function: nucleic acid binding. Gene Ontology annotation, cellular component: nucleoplasm. The record is from RefSeq and is a predicted model, not a curated record. Bases 1 to 1593 code for a protein of 530 amino acids.
AUGGAUGCCUCCACGGGCAAAACGCCAUCUUCUCGGAAACAUCGAAAUGUUUGCCCGGAUCGACCGUUGUAUCGUGAUGGGAGGCGUGACAGGGCGGUUAAGGUUUUCACCAUCAACCAGGAAUCCCGCUACCUGCUUGUUCAUGGGGUUCCUGAUAUCAACAUCACCGAUGAGCUUCUCAAGCUCUUGUCCCUCUAUGGUGUGAUAGAGGAGUAUCGCACUCUGGAUGAUGAUUCAACUGCAGAGGAGUUCACCAAGACACACUGGAUCAAGUAUGCAAACAUCCAGGCAGCUAGAGUUGCCAAGCGCAAGAUGGAUGACCAUUCCUUCUAUGGAGGAUUCCUGCAUGUGUCCUAUGCUCCCGAGUCCGAGAGCAUCCAGCACACCAGGGAGAAGCUCCAGCAGCGGAGAAUGGAUGUGGCACGCAGACUGAGGAAACUUGCACAAGAGAGGGCGCCAGAUGUUGAUGACAGCAUAGAAACUGUUGGUGCUUUGUCAAGCACAACAGAAACAAAUGACACAUACCUUGAUGGACCUUCACCUAUGACAGCAUGGAUGUCCAUUCCACCUCCACAACAAAUACAUUCAGCAUGUCAUGGUCCUCCAUUAGUGACUGCAGAGGGUGGAUAUGAUCAAGGUCACAGACAUUCUAUUCAUGAGCAUGGUAACCCUGAUCAGGAAAUAAUGCGGUUCCCUCCGUCCCUCCCUGAACCCCCUCGAAGACUACCUCCCUGGCAGUGGAACAUUCCUAGCCAGCCAGACUUCCCAAGACUGCGCACUAAACAUGACACUCUCCCUGUUGGGUACAAUCCAUUCCCUGAGGGGGGUGGUCAGCCCAAUCAAGCUGGGAUGGAACAUCCUCAUCAAAAUCAAUCAUCAGUAUCAGCAGCACCUACAGGUGCAUUUGUUGGACCAUUGCGUCCCCCAGAGAGGAGUUCAAUCAACCCUACGUUAGAUUCAUACACACAAAGUCCAUUGCCUCCUGGACAGAGAUACAUGUAUAGGGAGUCAGGUGCAAGGCCAAAGGAUGGAUCUACUCGUUCUAAACAGACUACCGGCAGUGGUCACCAUGAAUCCAUGGAGCAGCAGAAUGAUUAUCAACAAAUCCAGACUGGCCAGUGUCAAAGUGUUGGAUUCCAAGGAGGAUAUCGUGAUGCUGAUUCUGAUCAUUCGCAAAGCGAGCAGAGACCAAAGCUGGUUGGUAAAAGGAGAUUAAAUUCCAACCCUUCAAGCUCUCCAGAUAAGCAAACAGAUGUGACACACAGCAAUACACAAUGUACUUCAAGCCUUACCAGCCAGCAUGCCUUUGUACCUCGUCCAGUUAGUACCAGAGCAAAGAGGUCAGCCUCCAGCAUAGAUGAAGCUGACCCACAGAAUGGCCAUCAAAGCCCCCCGACCCUAGCGACAGGGGACCCUUCAUUCGAUAGGACGGUCAGCAGUGUACGAGAACAGAUGUUCCAGCUAUCUGAAGCAGUCGUGAGAAGUAGUACAGCUCCUAGAUCUGUCAUCCAAACAGCAAUUAUCCAAGCAAGGAACCAAGAGAGAAUGGGUCUACUACCACGCCCACCACCAACCAAGAGGCAGAGAAUAUGACA